UGCUGAACAGCGGCCGCAGCGCCAUGUUGGCGAAGUCUCUCAUCUCCGUGAGAGAAAAAAAAAUGAUAGAAAACACAAUUGCCGCGAAGAAAAGGUAGAUCUCCGCAAAAACUCGCGGGGGGGGAGUCGAAGAUUUACGGCGAUUAUUUUCCGCUUUUUUUUUUUUUUUUUUUUUUUUUUUUAGUUAAAAAAAAAAAGGACACCAACCCCGUUACCCGGACCCUACGGAGAACCUGCAGCGGUUCCGGACCGGAGCGGGCCAGGGGAGGCUGAAAACCUCCCUCCGUCCCCAUGAGCAUGACCCCGAAGAACCGAGACUCUCCAUGAGCCACACCGGACCUUACUAGAGCCGCUGCAACAAUCCCAGCACCUCCUGAUCCUCGCUUCGCAUAUGCAUGCGAGCCUGCGCGCUGUUUUUGCAUCAGUAUUUAUUAUUAAGGUGUAGCUUUUUUUUAAUUUGUUUGAGUGUUUUGUUGCGAUGAGUUUGCCACCGAAAGUGGUCUCCAAGCCCGCCUCCUCCGCCGCUGCCGUUGUGGCGGCCGGCGGGGCUGGAGGUGGCCCGUCCCCGGCCGGCCAGCUGCGGGCUGCCCUGCCGCCGGGAGCCGCUGCAGCCCCGCAGCAGCCCGGCGCCGCGCCGCCGCCGCAAAUCGCUCGGGUUCAGCAAUCACUGGACGACCGACUCUUCCCCACACAGCCUGGAGUCGCUGUCUACAGCGUACCAAGGCAUGCUGGCGCUCCUUACACUGCUCACGAUAUCACAAAGGGACACCCUAGCUUGGCGGGAACCCCGCCUGGUCAUGCCCACUCUCAGCCGCUCUCUCAGGUAUCAGUACCCACAGCUUCCCCAUAUCGCUACCCUAAAGGCUGGGAGACAGGCGGAGGGUCUCCAUACAACCCUGGGCAAAAUGCUGGCUCCGCUCCUUUAGUAUAUUCUGCCCAGACACAGCCAAUGAAUGCACAGCCACAAAGUCGCCCGUUUGCCACGGGCCCUCGACCAACUCACCAUCAGGGAGGAUUCAGACCCAUCCAGUUUUUUCAGCGGACUCAGAUGCAGACUGCAAGGCCCAACAUCCCAACAAACACACCCACCUUACGGCCUGGCUCACAGACUCCCACAGCGGCUGUGUACCCCGCCAACCAGCCAAUCAUGAUGACCAUGGCACCCAUGCCUUUUCCUUCCCCACAGGCUGCACAGUACUACAUCCCACAGUACCGCCACAGUACACCCUACGUGGGUCCCCCGCAGCAGUAUUCUGUACAACCUCCAGGGUCCGGCACCUUCUAUCCUGGUCCUGGACCAGGGGAGUACCCCACCCCAUAUCAUCCCCUCAGGUACCACCCUCCAGUCUCACCCUCUGUUGCUGCUCCCGUUCAAACAGCUGGUCCACCCUAUUACCCUGGACAGACACUGUACCCCCCCUCACCCCCCAUCAUAGUGCCUACACCACAGCAACCUCAACCAGCCAAGCGUGAGAAGAAAACAAUCCGUAUCCGUGACCCAAAUCAGGGCGGCAGGGAUAUCACAGAGGAGAUCAUGGCAGGGGGCUCUGGCAGCAGGAAUUCAACACCUCCUGUGGGCCCCCCCUCCUCUACACCGACUCCACCACAGCAGCUGAGCAGCAGCCAGACUCCGGAGCAGCAGCCGUCGCAGCCUCUGCCUCCUCAUCAACCGCAGACCCAUUCUGGAGGUUACGCAUUGGAGCCCCCACAGAUAUCGCAGCAACCGCUGACAAGUGGGACUUCAGACACCAAACCAUGGCCAGAUGAUAUGCCAAAAUUAGAGCCAGUUGUUCAGAAGUCUUCCUCACCAGGGCUCGUGCAGCCUGAAGUUCCCUUGGAGCGACUGCAGGCCAACACUCCUGUUUCCGAGCCCCCUGCCACUGUUGAAGAAGAGCUGCCCCUCCCCGCCUCCCUGCCCACCCCCGUCACUCUCCCACUAACCACGGCCAGCACCGAGCGCCCCUCGGCUCCGGCUCCAUCCCCCUCCUCUUCUGUCGGGGAGAGCAAAACGUCACUGGCAGCACCACAGAUGCCCAACACAGACAAGCCUCUUCCAGAUCACCCUCAAACUCUACCUGCCUCUCACUCUCCGGCUCCCAAGGCUCUGAACGGACUCUCAGACUCCGGGGCCGAGCUCGACGCCGCAGCUCACGAGCCGUCUCUCCUGCCUCCGGCUGCACUCCAUCCCCAGGCCCUGGUCUCCGCCUACAGAGACGCCUCCUCUUCUGAAACCGUGCCCUCUGACGUGAGGCCAGAGGUGCCAAUUGCUGCUGCGUUGUCCCCUCUGGCACCUGUGGCUGUCGUGCCAGUCACCUUGACCUCAAGCUCCAUCCCAGCUUUACCAGUGAUGCUUCCCCCUGGCCUUCCGCCUCUAGUGCAGGCCACAGCAGAGGCUGACGAACCGAACAAGUCCUUAGACACUAAAGACCUCACAGGGACGGAGGCUCACAGUGGCAUUAUGGAGAGCAAAACAGAAUCCCAGCCACAAGCACUUACCAGAAAGAGUCCCACUACAGUUGAUCAGACUUCUUCUGCUAUACCAAAGACCUGGAGAAAACCAAAUGAAGGGAUCUUUGCUGGAGACGCAUCUCAAAAGGAGGAUGAGGAUGAGCCCAAGGCAGUGGAUCAGGCUUCUGGGGAGCAGGCCCUGCAGUCAGUUCCUCUGAGCUGCAGCCCAGUCCCCCUGCCAUCAGUCUUCACCUCCACCGCUGCUCCUGCGUCUGCUCCUGCGUCUGCUCCUGCGUCUGCUCCUACGUCUGUUCCUGCAUCUGCUCCUGCGUCUGCGCCUGCGUCUGCUCCUGCGUCUGCUCCUGCGUCUGCGUCUGCUCCUAUGCCUGCUCCUGCCAGCAGCCCGGAGGCUGACGGAAAGCCAGCGGCUCCAGAAGAAAACGGCGAGGUCGAGGUGGAGCCCAUGAGAAAUGGUGCAGGUCACACUUCAGAGACAGAGAGCAGCGACAGUGGAGCCACCCCUGGAGACAAGGACAACUCGACAGGGGGACCUCAGGACAUGGAAGACCUGGCUGACUCCAGUGGGAAGAGACAGUAUAACAGAGACUUCCUGUUAGGCUUCCAGUUCAUGCCUGCAUGCGUACUGAAGCCUGAAGGACUCCCUCCAAUCAGUGAUGUGGUGCUGGACAAGAUGAACCAAAACAAGUUGCCGUCUCGAGUGGUGGAUUCCAGGGUGAUUUCCAGAGGACCUGAUUUCACACCUGCUUUUGCAGAUUUUGGGAGGCAGAUGGGUGGAGGACGUGGAGCUGCACUCAUGAAUAUUGGGGCUCGGCGGGCUCCACCCAGGAAGAUCAUCAUGAACGUGACAGUUAAUGAUGAUAUUCAGCUGAAAAAAUCGGAGAAUGCCUGGAAACCUGGCAUGAAGAGGGAGGAGCCCCCGGAGGAUUCAGAUAUGCAGCAAACGCAGGAGCUCUUCAGGAAGGUACGAAGCAUCCUGAACAAGCUGACGCCUCAGAAGUUCAGCCAGCUGAUGAAGCAGGUGACGGAUCUAACCAUCGACACGGAGGAGAGGCUAAAAGGGGUCAUCGACCUGGUCUUUGAGAAGGCCAUCGACGAGCCCGGCUUCUCCGUGGCUUAUGGAAACAUGUGCCACGCCCUCGCCACACUCAAAGUGCAGAUGACGGACAAACCCAACUCCACGGUGAAUUUUCGCAAGCUGCUGCUAAAUCGUUGCCAGAAGGAGUUUGAGAAGGACAAGGUGGACGAUGUGGUGUUUGAGAGAAAGCAGAAAGAGCUGGACUCUGCUGCAUCGGCGGAGCGCGACCGGCUUCAGGAAGAGCUGCAAGAAGCCAAGAACAAGGCUCGCCGGCGUUCUAUCGGCAACAUCAGGUUUAUUGGCGAGCUCUUUAAACUCAAGAUGUUGACGGAGGCAAUCAUGCACGACUGUGUGGUGAAGCUGCUCAAGAACCACGAUGAGGAGUCUUUAGAAUGCCUGUGCAGACUGCUCACCACCAUCGGCAAGGACCUUGACUUUGAGAAGGCCAAGCCUCGGAUGGAUCAAUAUUUCAAUCAAAUGGAAAAAAUUGUGAAGGAGAGGAAGACGUCCUCCAGGAUACGGUUUUUGUUACAGGAUGUUAUUGAUCUGAGAUUGCACAAUUGGGUGUCCCGAAGAGGCGACACGGGCCCGAAAACCAUUGAACAGAUCCACAAGGAGGCUAAGAUUGAAGAGCAGGAAGAGCAGAGAAAAGUGCACCAGCAACUGCUCAACAAGGACACCAAGAGGCGGCCAGAUCCUCGUGAACAGCGACGUGAACAGCCAAGAGAGGAGACCUGGAACACUGUGCCCAUGACGAAGAAUAGCAGGACCAUUGACCCCAAUAAGAUCCCAAAGAUCUCCAAGCCUCAGAUGGAUGAGAAGAUCCAGCUGGGCCCACGGGCUCAAGUCACGUGGGUGAAGGGCAGCAGCGGAGGAGCCAAAGCCAGCGACUCAGAUCUGUCUCGGACAGUUGGCCUCAACCGUUACUCUGCUCUGCAGCUCACAUCCACACCCUCAACUCAGCCCUCCUCCACACCUCCACAGAAUCCAGAGUUUGACUCUCGGAGAACUCUGGGAAGUGGUCGUAGCAGCACAGUCAGAGAGCGCGGCGAGAAGCCACUGAUGACGAGCCAGUCACUGACACGGCCCGGCGCUUUCAGCAGAGCGAGCAGUUCAAAAGAGCUGCUGGAGAGUCAAAGCCCAGAGGAGCCACGACGAGACCGGGAGCGAGAAGUAGCUGAACCUCGGAGGCCGAGCGUCACAGAGGACAAAACUGAGCCCGAGCGCAUCAGAGCCAAGGAGACAGUGAAACCUGAACCCGUGGUCCAGACCCCGGACAGACCUGCCCUGUCUGAGGAGGAGAUUGAGAGGAAGUGCAAGUCUAUUAUUGACGAGUUCCUGCACAUAAAUGAUUUCAAGGAGGCUGUUCAGUGUGUGGACGAGCUGGACUUGGGCUCCCAGCUGCACAUGUUUGUGCAGAUCGGAGUGGAGUCCACCCUGGAGCGCAGUCUCAUCACACGGGACCAUAUGGGCCAGCUCUUCUUCCAGCUGGUGCAGCAGGGAAUCCUCCCCAAACAACACUUCUAUAAAGGGUUUGUGGACACGUUGGAGAUGGCGGACGACAUGGCUAUCGACAUUCCCCACAUCUGGCUGUAUCUGGCCGAGCUGCUCAGCCCUGUGCUGAAGGAGGGGGGCUUCUCAAUGAAGGAGCUCUUUAGUGAAUUAAGCAAACCGUUGCUUCUUGUUGGAAGAGCUGGGAUCCUAAUAUCUGAAAUUCUGCACAUACUAUGCAAACAAAUGAGCCAUAGAACUGUAGGGUCUUUGUGGAGGGAAUCUGGUUUCAACUGGACUGACAUUCUGCCAGAGGGAGAGGACGUCCAGGCUUUCCUCUCACAGCAGAAGCUCCAGUUCCUUCUGUCGGACAGCUCCAGUUCUGAGGAUGCUCAGGCUAAAAGGAUCUUCUCUGCGGAGGAGCUGAGCCAGCAGCUGGAGAGACUUCUUUUAGAGGACAUGGCCAGUGACGAGCAGAUCUUUGACUGGGUGGAGGCAAACCUGGAUGACUCUCAGAUGAGCUCGUCUCCCUUCCUGAGGGCGUUGAUGACAGCUGUGUGCAAGGCAGCAGUGAAAGAUGAUAGCAACGGCUGCCGAGUGGACACGGCCAUCAUCCAGAGAAGAUUGCCUGUAUUACUCAAGUACCUUAACUCAGACACUGAGCGACAGCUGCAAGCACUUUAUGCACUUCAGGCGCUGAUUGUUACCCUCGAUCAGCCACCAAACCUCCUCCGGAUGUUCUUUGACUGUCUGUAUGACGAGGACGUCAUCUCGGAGGACGCUUUCUACAAGUGGGAGACGAGCAAAGACCCUGCCGAGCAGCAGGGUAAGGGGGUGGCCCUCAAGUCCGUAACGGCCUUCUUCACGUGGCUGCGGGAGGCAGAAGAGGAGUCGGAGGAUAAUUGACGAGGGAGACACCCGGGACACAGCGUAGUAGAACUGCAUCCUUAACAGCAGAACAAACUUCCAAAAUGGCUGCGCGGACAGGACAAGAAGUUUACGGCUGGAAUUCUUUUUCUGCGGUACUGUUCUGAAACAUGCCGCUGUUUUGAGUUUGGAUUCCAACGGUGGAAGCACUAAAUACCUGUAUCAUACAUAGAAAAUAUUUUUGUUUUAAAUUUUAACUUACUUUUCUUUUGUUACUUUUUAAGAAGAAACUUAAAAGAUACAUAGGUUCUGGACUCUUUAAUUUAUUAUUUUUUUAAGGACUGCAAAUAUGGAAGUUAUUUAACAUUUGCAGAUGCUCACGAAAAGAACACGACAACAGAAAUAACAAUAUAAUUAAUUAUAAUAACAAAAUAAUUGUGAGAUAGAUAUCCUCCCUGAAUUUCACGCUGUUUGGUUGAAAACAGGGUAAAAAAAGAAAAAGAAAAAAACAAACAAAAAAAAACAGUUAUUUUGGGAUGAAGUGAAAGCGGAUAUUUAAAAAAGGAGUGAAUAAACGGGAACCGUUCGUGCUGUUCCAGAUCAGAGGUUAUCUUGUAAUAACCAUAAAGUGUUUGUUUUUUGUUUCUGUUUUUUUUUUUUUUUUUUUUUUUUCUUCUUCCUCAGCCUUGACUUGCUCUGCAUUGAUAUGAACACACGCCUCGUGAGAGGUAGAAGUAUGCAUCCAAGAAGCUAAUCAGAACUGUCUCAUAACGCAGGCGAACAAACCAGAAAUGAGCAAAAGUGCAAGUUUAAAAAGCAAAAACGGCCAGGGUCACUGAACAUGCGAUGCUUGUAAUACUUAAAACCUACAGAGCAGAUUAAAGCUUGUAAAUACAUUAAAGACAAAAAAAGGUAUUUAA
Cololabis saira (Pacific saury) is the source of this 6822-nucleotide messenger RNA. It is a transcript of the gene eif4g3a, whose product is annotated as eukaryotic translation initiation factor 4 gamma, 3a. NCBI's taxonomy places the organism in Eukaryota, Metazoa, Chordata, Actinopteri, Beloniformes, Belonidae. The transcript is spliced from 35 exons. The coding region runs from base 479 to 5941 and encodes 1820 amino acids. Gene Ontology annotation, cellular component: eukaryotic translation initiation factor 4F complex. The record is from RefSeq and is a predicted model, not a curated record. Gene Ontology annotation, molecular function: translation initiation factor activity; mRNA binding; protein binding.